AUGAACCGUCUUGAGCACGUCGCUGUGGAGAUCGCCGGGCAGGGGGCAGCAGAGGGCAGGGUGCUGGCCGUCCUGAUGCUAGGCAUCUGGCAUGCUAGGUGCUCCCCGGGAGCGAAGUGUGCUUCUGUGUGUCACGGGUGUGCCUGUGCGAGGCAGGCUCAUCUGGCGCAUGGCCUCCAUCUCUGCCGGAUCAGGGCAGGAGUCCGUCUGCUGCUGGUGCGAGGCCGAGGGGCCCUCUAUCCCCCGCGGUCGGCACCGAGGACCCUCCCGAGAGCACGUUCUUCUGUGGUCCCUGCCCACGUCAGCUCAGGACACACAGCGGCCGUGGUCCAGGACAGGGGUGCGGCCUCACGUGGGGUUGGGGCUCAGUUUGGCUUCUCACGCUUUUUACUCUCGUCUUUGUUUUCUUUCCAGGGAAGGUCUGUGUCUUUAACAACUUUUUAUCGAACAGCAAGAAAUAUCAUGAACAUGUGUUUCAGCAAGGAGCCCGCCCCGGCUGAAAUCGAGCAAGAGUACUGGAGGCUCGUGGAAGAGAAGGAUUGCCACGUGGCCGUGCACUGUGGCAAGGUGGACACCAACACUCACGGCAGUGGAUUCCCAGUGGGAAAAUCAGAACCGUUUUCAAGGCACGGAUGGAACCUCACCGUCCUCCCCAAUAACACAGGGUCCAUCCUGCGUCACCUCGGUGCUGUGCCUGGAGUGACAAUUCCCUGGCUAAACAUCGGCAUGGUCUUUUCUACCUCAUGCUGGUCUCGAGACCAAAACCACCUUCCCUAUAUCGACUACUUACACACUGGUGCUGACUGCAUUUGGUAUUGCAUUCCUGCUGAGGAGGAGAACAAGCUGGAGGAUGUGGUCCACACCCUGCUGCAAGCCAACGGUACCCCAGGGCUACAGAUGCUGGAGAGCAACGUCAUGAUCUCCCCGGAGGUGCUGUGCAGGGAGGGGAUCAAGGUUCACAGGACCGUGCAGCAGAGCGGUCAGUUUGUCGUCUGCUUCCCGGGGUCCUUUGUGUCCAAAGUGUGCUGCGGCUACAGCGUCUCUGAGACCGUGCACUUUGCCACCACCCAGUGGACGAGUAUGGGCUUCGAGACGGCCAAGGAAAUGAAGCGUCGCCACAUAGCUAAGCCGUUCUCCAUGGAGAAGCUCCUCUACCAGAUUGCACAAGCGGAAGCAAAAAAGGAGAACGGCCCCACUCUCAGUACCAUCUCCGCCCUUCUGGAUGAGCUCAGGGACACGGAGCUGCGGCAGCGGCGGCAGCUGUUCGAGGCCGGCCUCCACUCGUCCGCCCGCUACGGCAGCCACGACGGCAACGGCGCCAUGGCGGAUGGCAAGAAAAAGCCUCGAAAGUGGCUGCAGCUGGAGACGUCAGAGAGGAGGUGUCAGGUCUGCCAGCACCUGUGCUACCUGUCCAUGGUCGUGCAGGAGAACGAGAACGUGGUUUUCUGCCUGGAGUGUGCUCUGCGCCACGUGGAGAAGCAGAAGUCCUGUCGAGGGCUGAAGCUGAUGUACCGCUACGAUGAGGAGCAGAUCAUCAGUCUGGUCAAUCAGAUCUGCGGCAAAGUGUCUGGUAAGAACGGCAGCAUCGAGAACCGUCUCGGCAAACCCACACCGAAAAGAGGGCCCCGCAAGAGGGCGACCGUGGACGUGCCGCCACCCCGGCUUUCCUCCUCCGGUUCCCCCCGAAGUGCUUCGAGCUCGUCGUGAAGAUGCCAACACCGUGUCGAUCGAUAUAUAUUUUUUUGUAAUUAUGAUAUUCUAGUUUGGAGUACUUGCUGUAGGAUACAAGCUGUCUUUGCACUAGCUCUAAAGAAGAUUUUCUUCUGGUUUUAGAGAACUAAUUUUGUUUUAGCAUUAAACUGUUGAACUUUU
Molecule: messenger RNA, 1872 nt
Organism: Panthera uncia (snow leopard)
Lineage: Eukaryota; Metazoa; Chordata; Mammalia; Carnivora; Felidae
Product: protein Jumonji-like
Exons: 11
Coding region: 1-1707 (568 amino acids)
Biological process (GO): chromatin remodeling
Cellular component (GO): nucleus
Molecular function (GO): histone demethylase activity
Source: RefSeq, a predicted model, not a curated record